AUGAAACUUCUAUUAAUUGUCUUUGUAGUGUUUGUUGUUGCUUCACCAUGCCUGAGUGCUAGAAUAACGAGAAAUACAAGUCCUAGCUUCAAUGUUGUUGACUAUGGUGCCAUGGGGAAUGGCCAAACUGAUGAUUCCCAAGCUUUUGUGAAAGCAUGGCAAGAGGCGUGUGGGGCUACUGAAGAUACUACGACACUUCUCAUACCCAAAAGGAAAACAUUCAUGUUGCAGCCCGUGUCGUUCCGGGGUCCUUGCAAUCCUGCAACCAUUAACAUUAAGCUUGAGGGAGCUAUAAUUGCUCCAAAAAGAGUUGAGGCUUGGAAAUGGCCAAAAAAUGAUAGAGACACAUGGAUCCAGUUCUCAGCCAUAAGUGGCCUUGUUAUCAAUGGAGGAGGACAAAUUGAUGGCCAAGGUGCUGCGUGGUGGAAUUGCUAUUCCAACAGUAACUGUGACAGGCCAACCGCUCUACAUUUCCAUGACUGUGAAAAACUAGUCCUUAGCGGAUUGACCCACAUCAACAGCCCGAGAAAUCAUAUAAGCUUAAAUGCGUGCAAUGGCGUAGUCAUUUCCAAACUUCAUAUUACUGCUCCAGCUGAUAGCCCAAACACCGAUGGGAUUGAUAUCUCAAAAUCAUCCAACGUUGUCAUCAAGAAUUCUAAGAUGGAAACUGGUGAUGAUUGCGUUGCCAUUAAUCACGGUUCUACCUUCAUCAGUAUAAUUGAUGUCUUUUGUGGACCUGGCCAUGGCAUAAGUGUUGGAAGCCUAGGACAAAAUGGAGCUUAUCACACAGUGGAAGAGAUUUAUGUGCGAAAUUGCACCUUCAGUGGAACAACAAAUGGAGCCAGAAUCAAGACAUGGAUGGGAGGACGAGGGUAUGCGAGGAGGAUCACUUUUGAGGAUAUUAUACUUAUUGCAGCUAAGAACCCUGUGAUUAUUGACCAGCAAUACAACCCUUAUGAUAGUGUAAAUGCAGUGAGAGUGAGUGAUGUUACUUACCGCAACGUAAGGGGAACCUCAAGUGGUGAGCAUGCAAUCAAACUGCAUUGUGACAAAACCAUAGGCUGCACCAACAUUCUAUUGGAGAGAAUUAACAUAACUUCUCUUUCUGGAGAGGAAACUUGUGCAUCCUGCAAAAAUGCAAAGGGGGUAUGCUCUUCGUGUAUUCCGAAUGUCCCGUGUCUUACUGAUAAUUAUUAA
Messenger RNA from Gastrolobium bilobum, 1197 nucleotides. Its product is annotated as probable polygalacturonase At3g15720. The record is from RefSeq and is a predicted model, not a curated record. Gene Ontology annotation, molecular function: polygalacturonase activity. The transcript has 7 exons. The coding region runs from base 1 to 1197 and encodes 398 amino acids. Lineage: Eukaryota; Viridiplantae; Streptophyta; Magnoliopsida; Fabales; Fabaceae. Gene Ontology annotation, biological process: carbohydrate metabolic process.